AUGCCUUCGUUCCCAGACUUCAAUCUUUACGAGGUUCUCGAGGUCACGAGAGAUGCUUCCCUACCAGAUAUCACGGCUCCAUAUCGAAGACUUGCAAGACUUUAUCAUCCCGAUAAAAAUUUGGAUAAUGAUGGUGCUACUGCUAAAUUCCAAAAGGUAAGUCAUAAUCGAUGUUUUGGAGGGUCCAGGCUCCAUUCCGAUCAACUCAACGAAUAUUCAGGUUAUCGUGCUAACUUGAAGGGCAUCGUGUCUAGGUUCAAGCUGCCUACGAAAUACUCUCCGAUGAGCGCCAACGCAGAGCAUACGAUCAGCCAGAAUCUUCUAGUCCAUUUGGUGGCGAAGCAAGACAACAGAACCGCGCCCAAGAAUACUAUAAGGAUGAGGAUGAUGAAAUGGACGAAAUAGACGAGAUGAUGUUCAAUUAUCUCUUACGAAUGUUCUUUCCGUAGCAUCUUCGAGACCCAACCCUUUUCAAUAUGCUUCAUUCGAGACAGAGAAAGAGCGUCGGCGACAUGAGGCUCGCAUGAGAGAAGAAGAGGCUGCCCGAGCCGCUGCUCGACUCGAGAAAACCCAGCGAGAAGCCACCGAAGAAGCCAAACGUGUGGCCGAAGCCAAGGCGAAGAAGGCGAUGGAAGAUGCUGCUGCAGCAAGUAAGCAAGAGGCUGAGACACAAUCGAGACUGAAGAUGGAGGACAUAUUUGUUGCGAAUGGUUGUGUCACCGAUGCUGAGAAGCAGGCAUGCUGUGAACAUUGCUCUUUUUGGCCGAAGGAACAAAUGAAGAGAAAGUUAAAGUGCUUGAAUUGUGGCAAGAAGAAGAGUAUGACGCAAUACAAAUGCCCAUAUUGUGCCUUGGCUCUUCUCAACAUGGCUUUGUGUCAAAGCGAUUCAUCGAGCCUGGUUGUUAGUAUUACUUUUGACACGAAAUUGUGUUUGAAUAAGGCAAGGUUUUUCCGGAAGGAAUUAAUGCAUUUCGAAUUACGUUAG
This is a messenger RNA of Sclerotinia trifoliorum, 985 nucleotides long. NCBI's taxonomy places the organism in Eukaryota, Fungi, Ascomycota, Leotiomycetes, Helotiales, Sclerotiniaceae. The record is from the annotation of a GenBank genome assembly.